This is a messenger RNA of Lates calcarifer (barramundi perch), 552 nucleotides long. RefSeq names its product pteroicidin-alpha. The record is from RefSeq and is a predicted model, not a curated record. The coding region runs from base 155 to 367 and encodes 70 amino acids. The transcript has 4 exons. Lineage: Eukaryota; Metazoa; Chordata; Actinopteri; Centropomidae. Gene Ontology annotation, biological process: defense response to bacterium.
GCAUUAAACAAUGAGUCAAGGAAUUCUCCCCUUGCUAUAAAAGCAGACCUCUACUAUCUGUUACACAAAGAGAUUUACAUCAUCUGUAGAUCUCACACUGCCUGAUUGGCUCUCUUUGAGAACAGCCUGUCGACUUCACUCUGAAUCUGAAAGGAUGAAGUGCAUCACACUCUUUCUUGUGCUGUCUCUGGUCGUCCUCAUGGCUGAACCUGGGGAGGCUUUUAUUCACCACCUUUUCAGGGGAAUUGUUGAAGUUGGCAAAACGAUUGGCAAGACGAUCCAUGGCAUUGUCACCGGGGGAAAGAAGCAAGACCUGCAAGAGCAGCAAGACCAACGCAUGUUUGAGCGUGAGCGGGCGUUUAACUAGACUUCAUGUAUCUCUGACAGUUCAUCAGAUGGAGUCACUCUGAGGUAUUGUCUUAGAUGAAAACAUAUGAUGCUUCCUCUUCAAAUAAAACAAAAUCUAUCUGCCCACUGUACCACUGUACCCACUGUUCAAAAAUAUUUUUGCCAUCACUGAAAAUGUAAUAAAUGUAUUAUAACACAACAAAA